Molecule: messenger RNA, 1206 nt
Organism: Hydra vulgaris (swiftwater hydra)
Lineage: Eukaryota; Metazoa; Cnidaria; Hydrozoa; Anthoathecata; Hydridae
Source: RefSeq, a predicted model, not a curated record
AUGACAGCAGCUUUGUUUGGAAAAGGUAUUCCAAUAAAAUCACGUAGUAGGGUGUGGAAAUAUUUUACCAUUUCUCCUGAAGAUACCUCAAUUGCAAUAUGUAAUACAUGCAAACUGAAGGUUUCAAGAGAAAUAGCAAGUAAAGAGUUAAAACUUAACGAAGAAGAAAACAAAAGGAAAGCAGAAAGUGAAAAAAAUGUGUUAAAGAAAAUCAAGUCAACUGAAGCAAGUUGCUUAAAACAGUCCCAACAAACUUUGUUUGAAACACUUGCGAGAAAAAAACCCUGGGACAUUAAUGAUCACAGAUCUAAAUUAAUUAAUAACUAUAUUGCAGAAAUAAUUGCAGUUGAUAUUCAACCUUUUUCAAUAGUAGAAGACAUCGGAUUUCAAAGAUUGCUAAAUCAUAUAUGUCCUAACUACUUGACUGCUCAUUGGUUAACUAAUGAAUUUCAUCAAAAGUCAGCAGUUCUUCGAGUUUGUCAAUUUAAUGUAUCUCAUACUGCCAAAAAUAUAUGCGAAGCAAUUCAAAGUUCUAUGAAUGAUUUUUUUAUUCCAGCUUCAAAGGUACAUUUAGUUGCUAGAGAUAAUUCAGCUAAUAUGGCAGCUGGAAUAAGAGAGGCAGGUUACAAUAGCUUGCCGUGUUUUUUACACACUUUGCAACUUGUGUUGAAUGACACUGUAUUUGCCCAGAUAUAUAUCAAAAAUAUAUCAACAACUUGUAAAAACAUAGUAACCCAUUUUAAUCAUUCUCCAUCUUCUUUUGAAGCGUAUCGAAAAUAUCAAACUCAAUAUCAAGUGCCACAAAAUAGGUUUAAACAAGACAUUGCGACAAGAUGGAAUAGUCAAUACUUUAUGUUUAAAAGAAUUUUUGAACAGAAGCGUGCUUUAAUCCCAUUUUGUUGUGAUAAUGAUAACUCUAAACUAAAUAAGUGUGAAGCAAUUGCAUCUGCUAUGAUUCCAACUGUACAAGUUAUACAAACCAUGUUAAUUCAAGCUGAAAAGUUUCCCUUGUUUUUUGGAUUAGGAACAAUUUUAAAAGAAUACAUAAUCAUGCAACAAGAUAGUCCUAUAGUAUGGUGGGGAGCAAAUAGAAAUAACUUUAAACAACUAGCUCCAAUAGCUCAGAAGUAUUUAUCAUGCCCUCCAUCUUCUGUUGAAAGUGAACGAUUAUUUAGUUGUGGAGGACAAAUUUAUUCUCCACAAUGA